CAGCUGCUUUCACAUACACGCUGAACGAAGGUGGUGUUUUGGUUUUGUUUUUCUUUUAUACAAAAAAAAAGUUUCAAAAUCGAAGGAAUUAUUUGUUAAAAUUUCACAAUCGGAAUGUUUUAAGCCAACAAUUUAAAAACAAGACACCAAUUAAAAUAAGUUUCCUUUUCCUUUAAAAAGCAUGCUGCGUCUUCUUGUAUCACAAUGCAGUGGGAAAUCCGAUAUUUUAAGUCGAGGCAUUUAUAACCUUCCUAAGUUCCGGUUUAAUGCAAACACUGCCAAGGACUGUGGUAAUAAGGUUCAUCGGAAUUUCCAUCAUAAUAACAAGAAUGGUAUCGAGCCAUCAAGGGCGCCCCCCUCAAAGGCGAAUUCGUGCCUUGGGGGUCUGGCAAGAACAAAGGCACUUCUGAUUGGGGCUGGGGGAGUUUCUCUCGGACUGGCAACUAAAUGCAGGAGCAGUUGGUUCGUCCAAUGUGAGAGCAACCGAUUGGCGGGAGUUCUGCAGAAAACUCUGCAACAGGAUGACACUAAAUUCGACUGGAAGAAAUUCUGGGAGUACCUUCAACCUUACCUCUGGGAACUGCUUGGCGCUGUUUUCGCCGCUUUAGCUGUCGCCUUUAUAAAUAUUAAAAUUCCCAAUCUCCUCGGAGAUCUAGUCAAUACCCUGGCGAAGUAUGCGAACACAUUCGUCAAGGACCCCCUGUCCAAUACAUUCCUUCGUGAUGUAAAGACCCCAGCCGCUAAUCUUCUGGGUCUGUAUGUCCUUCAGUCCGGUUUCACCUUUUUGUACAUAUUCCUCCUGAGUCGCAUUGGCGAGCAAAUGGCCACGAAAAUCCGUCAGGAUCUCUUCAAACAGAUUCUCAUCCAGGACAUCGAAUUUUUCGAUGAGAACAGAACUGGAGAGCUAGUUAAUCGACUUACCGCCGAUGUACAAGACUUUAAGUCAUCUUUCAAGCAAUUCGUAGCCCAGGGACUGCGAAGUGCUGCCCAACUAGUCGGGGGAAGUAUAUCGCUGUUUCUCAUAUCACCACACAUGGCUGCGAUUGCUCUGGCCGCCGUCCCAGCUGUGGUUAUGUUUAUGUCGUUCUUAGGGAAAACUUUGAGGGGACUUAGUAAAAAGUCUCAAGCGCAGUCCGAAAGAGCUACGUCCGUUUGCGAGGAAGCUUUGUCCAACAUCCGGACAGUCCGGUCGAGUGCUUGCGAGUAUCGUGAAAUCGAUUUGUUCGAAAAGGAAACGGACAAAGCAGCUGUGAUGGCACAGCAACUGGGAUAUGGAAUCGCUAUAUUCCAGGGAUUAACUAAUUUCUUCCUGAAUGGCUUAGUUUUAACCACCUUGUUCUUGGGUGGUCAUCUUAUGUCUACAGAAAGUCUUUCCCCCGGUCAGUUGAUGGCAUUUUUGGUUGCGUCUCAAGGUGUCCAGAGAUCCUUGGCGCAAGGUUCAGUAUUGUUGGGAACAAUGAUUCGUGGUCUAACAGCAGGAUCACGUGUCUUUGAGUAUUUACAACUCCAACCCAAAGUGGAUCUAUUGAGAGGCUAUGAAAUUCCAACUGAACGACUCUCUGGUGAAAUUCGUUUCGAUAAUGUUUCAUUUGCAUAUCCAACAAGACCUGAUCAUGUAGUUCUUAAGGAAUUCAGUUUGACUCUGAGGCCAGGCGAGACAGUAGCUCUGGUUGGUGCUAGUGGUUCGGGUAAAUCAACGAUUGCCUCUCUUAUCGAGAGAUUCUAUGAGCCCACGUCGGGUACCAUUAAAAUUGAUGGCUACAAGCUGUCCGAUAUCUCUCCAUAUUGGUUGCGAUCUGAGGUUCUGGGAUUCAUUGAACAACAGCCAAUUCUAUUUGCGACGACAAUUUUUGAAAAUAUUCGUUAUGGACGUCCAGAUGCCAAUGAAGAAGAAGUUUAUAAUGUGGCAAAACUGUCGCAAUCCCAUGACUUUGUAAGUGCCCUGCCUGAGGGUUAUGAGACAAAUGUUGGAGAACGUGGUGCUCAGUUGAGUGGAGGACAGCGUCAGCGUAUUGCAAUCGCCAGAGCCUUGCUCAAAAAUCCAAAAGUACUAAUCCUAGACGAAGCGACUAGUGCCUUAGAUGCUACUAGUGAAGCAAUUGUCCAAAAAGCUCUUGACACUGCCGUUCUCAACAGAACCACAUUAGUUAUUGCUCACCGAUUGUCUACAAUACGAAAUGCUGAUCUUAUUGUUGUCCUCGAUCAUGGAAGGGUUGUGGAAAGCGGAAAACAUGAUGAAUUAAUGGAGAAAGAAGGACUCUAUUAUGAAUUAGUUCGACAGCAGGAAAAACGUGGAACCAAACCUCCUCAACCAAUACAACAGCAGGAAAACACAAUAAGUUCUCCUCAGACUUAUGUCCCCAUUUCCGUCCAAUGGGAUGAGACAAGCACGAGUCAGAAGACAAAUUUGCCACAGGGCUAAGGAGGAAAUAUCAUUGACAACGAUAGAGAAUAGUUGUUGUAGUUUUUAAUGGGAAAGAGUGUUAAAUUUCAUUUCUGUUUUAUUUUAUUCAAAAAAUAACGAAUUUUAGUUAGAUUCUUUUUGUUUUGUUCUUUUAUAAUUUCCUUGUUUAAUUUAUAGACUUGAAAAAGUAUUGUAUUAGUAAAUAAUUGGCUAAAAAUCAUGAAUUUUUAAGUUGUUAAUGUGAAAGACUAAAUUAAACAAAAAAAAUAAAGAACCUUUAAGGAAAUAA
Molecule: messenger RNA, 2693 nt
Organism: Eupeodes corollae
Lineage: Eukaryota; Metazoa; Arthropoda; Insecta; Diptera; Syrphidae
Product: mitochondrial potassium channel ATP-binding subunit
Exons: 9
Coding region: 182-2422 (746 amino acids)
Biological process (GO): transmembrane transport
Cellular component (GO): membrane
Molecular function (GO): ABC-type oligopeptide transporter activity; ATP hydrolysis activity; ATP binding
Source: RefSeq, a predicted model, not a curated record